GGCUGCAGAUCGCUCUGUCGCACGUGCGCUUCUCCCGAGAGACGCAUGCGCGUCAGAGAAACUUGAACUUGCCACUUCGUUCCGGGUUGCCUUAUUUAUAAACAUGGCGACGGAACCGCGCUUCGAUGCAUCUCUCGCCAGUGAAAUUUCUUUCUUUGGCGAGUUAACACCGUGGGAAGAGCGGGUUCUGGAGCGUUGCCGAAAGGCUAACACAACAUUAUACAGCGACACUCCUGUUCUUCCCGACGGUGUGAGCUUCCAUGGAGUCGGAGAGCCCGUCAUAGACCCACCAACGCCACCGUCACCAACGCGACAUGACAACUGGUGUGCGUGUGGUAACUGCUCCGCAAUGCCGAUGGCGCGUGAGGAGGUGUGCUGCACCUCUAUUGCCGAAGUAAGGAGAAGAUGUCCAGACGGCUGCAUCGUAGACCACUCGGACUUCCAAACUCUUUGCCUCACGACUGUUGUCAUGGAAGUUAUGGGCAUCGAAUACAAAAAGUGCGGAUUACUGCUUGGGAAGGAACCCAACGAAAUAUGGCGCCACAUAGCAUAUCGCAAUUUUGCAUCAUGGAUAUGGGGACCACUUCCGGAAGAAGACAGGCGGGUGCUCCCGUCAUGUGUGGUGAUGGCGAUACGGAACAACUUCCCAUCACCCUCAGGCAGCUACACUGGUUUUAGGCCUGUAAAAUGAGUAAUGGUACAUCCAUCAGAUCUUACAGUACUCAUACUUUUCUAUGUAGCAUUAUUGACAUGUGUACUUGAUACCGUUGUACAUAAGAAAAUAAAUGUGCACAACAUG
Molecule: messenger RNA, 799 nt
Organism: Ornithodoros turicata
Lineage: Eukaryota; Metazoa; Arthropoda; Arachnida; Ixodida; Argasidae
Product: P2X purinoceptor 7-like
Exons: 3
Coding region: 104-691 (195 amino acids)
Source: RefSeq, a predicted model, not a curated record